AAAAACUGAACAGGUCUGCACACUACAUCAAGAUAGAGCCUUGCGAAGUGGGUCAGGUUAACGGGGCGCCUUAGGCAUGGACGGAAUAUAAAAGUACACAUGAAGGACGAAUCAACUUUUGCCCGCCAAGUCAAGCAACUUCAGUCCCGUCACACAUUUCCCCUCUUCUCUGUCAGCUUUUGAUACACAACUAACAUACAUUAUGACAUCACCAAGAGGUCUCGAAUCUUGCUGUCUCAAAUCGUUCGACUGGAACGGUACUCCAAGCGGCCACGAAACGAAACUCGCGAACAACCCAACCUACAUCACCGGGUCCAAUCCGAACGCAGCCGUACUUCUCGCCCACGAUGCUCUAGGCUGGAGAUUCGGAAACACCCGUCUUCUAGCCGAUCAUUUCGCCAAAGAGGCAAACGUCACAGUCUAUAUUCCUGACUUCUUCGGCGGAGAAGUACUCGAUGCAGGUCUGAUGAAAGCAGGCAAAUUUGACAAAUUGGAUAUCGAAGGCUUCAAAGUGCGUAACGGCCGCGAAGCCCGCGAACCAGAAGUCUUCGCAUGCGCCAAAGAGCUCCGCGCCAGCGGCUUCAAGAAGAUUGGUGCAGUGGGCUACUGCUGGGGCGGCUGGGCCAUCCUGCGUCUUGCAACUGAGAAGUUGGUCGAUUGUGUCAUCUGCGCUCAUCCGUCUUUGAUCACCGAGGCGGACUUCGAUGGCGUUGAUAUACCGAUUAUGUUUUUGCAGCCGGAACAUGAUAGUAUGUUCCCCGAGGAGAUGAGAUUGUAUGCUUUCAGGAAAUUAGUGCUGGAGAAGAAGAGUCAAGCGGUUGAGUGGGUUCAUUUCCCAGGUGCUCACCAUGGUUGUUUUACCAAGGGCGAUGAGGAAGUUCCGGGAGAACGGGAGGCCAUGAUCAAGGCCAAGGAUAGGGCGGUGACGUGGUGGGAAGAGUGGCUUGUUUGAGCCUGCCUCAUGUAGACACGGCACCUCCAUACAUCAAGUCACGCUAGAGAUGGCCACAAUUCGCGUCGCAUUUUACAAAAUAUUA
Molecule: messenger RNA, 1037 nt
Organism: Alternaria rosae
Lineage: Eukaryota; Fungi; Ascomycota; Dothideomycetes; Pleosporales; Pleosporaceae
Product: alpha/beta-hydrolase
Exons: 2
Coding region: 203-952 (249 amino acids)
Molecular function (GO): hydrolase activity
Source: RefSeq, a predicted model, not a curated record